Messenger RNA from Babesia microti strain RI, 1044 nucleotides. RefSeq names its product guanine nucleotide-exchange factor SEC12 (SEC12). Gene Ontology annotation, biological process: protein secretion. Gene Ontology annotation, molecular function: guanyl-nucleotide exchange factor activity; GTPase activator activity; protein binding. Bases 1 to 1044 code for a protein of 347 amino acids. The transcript has 11 exons. The record is from RefSeq and is a predicted model, not a curated record. Lineage: Eukaryota; Apicomplexa; Aconoidasida; Piroplasmida; Babesiidae. Gene Ontology annotation, cellular component: endoplasmic reticulum membrane.
AUGGCAACCCGUCUACUAUUGGACUACCCUAUCUUUUCGUUGGGGAUAAACAAUGAUUUUAUCAUCGUUUCAGGUGGCGGUGGUGGGAAGGAAUAUGGAAUAGAAGAUAAGUUGGAUGUUUACAAAAGAGAGAUUGGUAAUAAAUUUACCUUUUUAUACACUUGGGACAAAGCUCCUGGAAUUUUAGAAUGCUUACAAUAUUCUGCUUCCCAAAAUCUGUGGAUUGGGUAUCUAAAUAAGAAAUGCCAUGUCUUUCGCAUUGGUAACCAUAGUAUCAAUGAGCAUUGCGUUAUUAAUAGUGAUGAAACCCUCUCAUGCUGCAAAUUUGGGGGAGAUGAGGUAAUAAUUACAGGCAAUGAUAAGGGUUUAGUUAGCAUCUACAUGUUAAGGAAAUACGGGAAGAAUGUCGUAAAGCUUUGUGACCUUAAGGAACAUGACAAAGCUAUAAAUGACGUAGCUCUAUCUUCUAACAAAUGCAUAAGUUCCUGUGGCAAUGGCAAAUUGUGCCUAUGGGACACGCUGAAUGGGGAGUUAUUGCACAAAAAGGAGAUAUAUUAUGAGGGCAAGAAAACUAUAUGCCGAUUUUUGAAGUUCUACGACGUGGAUAAGUUUGGAGAGCUUUUCAUUUCACUCAACUGCGGCAACAAGGGGCCCACUGUUAUAUUUGUUUUGCAUAUAUAUAAGAUCGGGAAGCAAUUCAUAAUAUCUACUAUUAAAUCGGCUGUGAUAGCACCAAAUCCAUGCAGUGCCAUAGCUUACAAGAGUAAAUAUGGGUUAGCUGUGGGAUAUAGUUCAGGAGAUAUCGCUAUUAUUUGCAAUAAAAGUUGGAAGGUGAAGAAUACACGACAAGUGCACCAACUACCAGUGACUGGAAUUGACUUUACAAAUGGAGACAAUGUUGUUUCAGGAGGCAUAGACUUUUUGUUCACAGUUACCAAUAUGAAAACUUCGGUGUCGUGGUGGUUGACACUUGCAAUAGCGUCGUUAUUCGUACUAUUAAUGGCUAUAUUUUUCAACACGACUAGAUCUUCAUCUAUUAUUUGA